GCCGCUUCCAAGAAUGCCUCGGGGGAGCUCUUCGGAGCUAGCUGAGAGCGGAUCGCGAAAGACGGCUAGCGACGAGCCUGGGCCCGGAACUACGGAGCGGGAAUAUGUGGACAGCACAAUAAAUCAGACAAAUACGCCGCUAGCGCAGCCCACAGGACCGAGGCCGAGCCGAUUGACACAGCCCAGAACAAGCAAGUCGAGAGCUCUCGAACGACUCCUGGCCGAUCCAAAUCGGGUGCAGAGAAGCGGAGAUCGAGGCGAAAACAGGAAGGCGGGACUUCCAAGUCAGAGCUCCCGAGGCGAAAGGACUGGCUCGCCUCUAACAUCCGUACCUGUGUUGCGUGGUGGGACGGAAAUCUAGUCGAUAUUCGAUGGCGCGCGUGAGACCCGGAUGUGCCCAUUUUCGGUGUGCAAUAAACGUCUACCCCCCUGUCUUGUCGUUCUCGCUACACUGGUGCCGUGACCAAUCGCGAUGGAGUUGACCCGGUUGGAGCAAUUUGCGGCCGGUGACGUGGAGGCGUGGCUCGAUGAGUUCGACGGAAUUGCGGCUUGCACGGGUGUGAGGGGGGAUGCAAAUUUGCUAAUUGCUUUGGGCACACGGUUGAGUGGACGAGCCAAGGCGGUGUAUCUGCUCACUCGAAAGGCCAAACCCGGUUGUUCGUUCGCUGAGAUGAGGGCUGCCUUGUGUGCAGAAUUUGGGAAGGAUCUGGAGAGAGAACGAGCACUGCAACGAUUUCACGCAGCCAGAUGGGACGAACAGGAGGAUUUGAUGGUGUUUUUCCAGCAGCUGGACAGACAUCUAACGAUUGGGCUCCCCGAGUUAGAGGGUAACGCAAGAGAGCGCCUACUGAAACAGCAGUUUAUCCGAAGUCUGCCCGGUCCACUCCAUGAUCAGGUGAAAUUGGCGUCGAUGGUGGGAGACAGCAAAGCGUUGGAUCUGGUGACGGUCGCCCAGAAUUUGUCGGAACAAGUGACAGUGAGAAGCAUCCAGCAUGCUGAGUUGGAACAGAAAGUAAAUCGCCUAUCCGAAAUGGUGGAGCAGCUGUUGUCGAUAGAGUCUUCAAGCACCACUUCACAACGCAAUGUACGGGUAAUCCGGAACGGUCGCCGCUGUUUCCGAUGCAACCAGAGUGGUCAUGUGGCGAGAUUCUGCACCAACGUCAAUGUGCCCCAUUGUUUCUCUCUAUCCAUGCCGAGUCGGUGGCGAGUACCAGUCCUCCAGGUAACUAUAGAAGGUGUGUCUGUCCGAGCCAUAGUAGACACAGGAGCGGCAGUGUCAAUUACGAAGAGGUUCAAUGGGGUUCCAGUAAACCCAUCUUCAAUCACGAUGCAGACGGUCGGCGGGCAUUCUUUGAAAGUGACGGGCACGCAGCGGUUACGAAUCAGGAUAGGAGAAACGCUCAUCAGCCAUGACAUGUUCAUCGUGGAGGAGACGACCGAAACCAUCAUCGGAACCGACAUCCUGAAACGGCUCGGUGUCACAAUUGACCUGAAAAACGAUGUGGUGAUCGUGGCUAACGAGACGAUCGAG
This is a messenger RNA of Dicrocoelium dendriticum, 1531 nucleotides long. Lineage: Eukaryota; Metazoa; Platyhelminthes; Trematoda; Plagiorchiida; Dicrocoeliidae. The record is from the annotation of a GenBank genome assembly.